ACAAGUCCAAAGAGACGUGGCCUAUGAGUCUGAGUUCAGCUCUGCUUCUGAAGUGCUCUUCCCCCAUCAACACCAGGGACCGAACAACAUGGAGGAUCAAAUAUUUAGUAAGUGCCUACGUGAAGAGAGCGACGCCACUGGUCUGAAGGAAGAUGUGGAGGAAAUCCCUGUACCUGAGGAGAGGGAGACAUGUGACAUGAAAGAGGAAGAUGCCACUCUACAUGAGGGGAGAGAGACUCGUGAGAUGAAAGACAAGAAGGAGAAAGUCACUCUAUCCGACAGGAAGACUUGUGAAAUGAAGGAUGGGGAAGAAGCCAUAUCCUCUGAAUCUAAUGAAAAAGCAGAGGCCUGUGAAUCAGUGGAAGAGGAAGAACCAAUAAGGAUGUUUCCCCCUCCAACCGCCAUUACACCUCACUCCAUGUUUCCCCCUCCAACCGCCAUUACACCUCACAGUGUGUUUCCCCCUCCAACCGCCAUUACACCUCACAGCGUGUUUCCCCCUCCGAAUGGACAAACUGUAUUUUCCCCUCCAGGAGGGUAUUUAUUCUGAUAUGCUUUCUCAUGCCUCAGCUUCUUGUGGCAUUUACUAAUUCAAGUUAAAAGCAAAACUAAAUUCAAUCAGAACUGUAUGGUCUAUAU
This is a messenger RNA of Mustela erminea (ermine), 639 nucleotides long. Its product is annotated as splicing factor 3A subunit 1-like. The transcript has 2 exons. The record is from RefSeq and is a predicted model, not a curated record. NCBI's taxonomy places the organism in Eukaryota, Metazoa, Chordata, Mammalia, Carnivora, Mustelidae. The coding region runs from base 89 to 550 and encodes 153 amino acids.